AUGGCAAUGGGGAUGGGUGCUCGGCGCCUCCGGUGCGCCUCCCCUGCAUGCCUCCUCUUGGCCUUCCUCCUGGCCAUGCCGGCCCUCACCGCCGGCCUCACCCGCCGCUACACCUUCAACGUGACGAUGGCGACGGUGACGCGGCUGUGCACGACCAAGAGCAUCCCGACGGUGAACGGGCGGUUCCCGGGGCCGAGGAUCACGGUGCGGGAGGGCGACCGGCUCAUCGUCAACGUCCACAACAACAUCAACAACAACGUCACCUUCCACUGGCACGGCGUGCGGCAGCUGCGGAGCGCCUGGGCGGACGGACCGGCCUACAUCACCCAGUGCCCCAUGCGCCCCGGCCAGAGCUACGUCUACAACUUCCGCAUCGUCGGCCAGCGCGGCACCCUCUGGUGGCACGCCCACUUCUCCUGGCUCCGCGCCACCCUCCACGGCCCCCUCGUCAUCCUCCCGCCCCGCGGCGUCCCCUACCCCUUCCCCAAGCCCUACAGAGAAGUCCCCCUCAUGCUCGGUGAGUGGUUCAACGCCGACCCGGAGGCGGUGAUCAAGCAGGCGCUGCAGACCGGCGGAGGGCCCAACGUGUCCGACGCCUACACCUUCAACGGCUUCCCUGGCCCGACGUACAACUGCUCGGGCGGCGCCAACAGCACGUUCAAGCUCAAGGUGAAGCCCGGGAGGACGUACAUGCUGCGGCUCAUCAACGCGGCGCUCAACGACGAGCUCUUCUUCGCGGUGGCCAACCACACACUCACCGUCGUGCAGGCGGACGCGAGCUACGUCAAGCCCUUCGCCGCCACCACACUCGUCAUCUCGCCGGGCCAGACCAUGGACGUGCUCCUCACCGCGGCCACCAACCCGUCCUCCACGGCCUUCGCCAUCGCCGUCGCGCCCUACACCAACACCGUGGGCACCUUCGACAACACCACCGCCAUCGCCGUCCUCGAGUACGCCCCGCAGAGGCCCGCCGCGCUCCGCGGCCUCCCGGCGCCGCCCCUCCCGCGGUACAACGACACGGGCGCGGUGACCAACUUCUCGUCCAACUUCCGGAGCCUCGCGAGCGCGCGGUACCCGGCGCGGGUGCCGCUGAGUGUGGACCGGAGCUUCUUCUUCGCCGUGGGGCUGGGCGCCGACCCGUGCCAGAGCCCGGUGAACGGGACGUGCCAGGGGCCCAACAACACCCGGUUCGCGGCGAGCAUCAACAACGUGUCGUUCGUGAUGCCCAAGACGUCGCUCCUCCAGGCGCACUACCAGCGCCGGUACAACGGCGUGCUCGCGGCCAACUUCCCCGCGGCGCCGCUGCGCAAGUUCAACUACACCGGCACGCCGCCCAACAACACGUUCGUGACCCACGGCACCCGGGUGGUGCCGCUCGCCUUCAACACCUCCGUCGAGGUGGUGCUGCAGGACACCAGCAUCCAGGGCGCCGAGAGCCACCCGCUGCACCUGCACGGCUACGACUUCCACGUAGUCGGCACGGGGUUCGGCAACUACGACGCCGCCAACGACACCGCCAAGUACAACCUCGUCGACCCGGUGCAGCGGAACACCAUCAGCGUGCCCACCGCCGGCUGGGUCGCCAUCCGCUUCGUCGCCAACAACCCCGGUGCACUGCCACCUGGACGUACACCUGAGCUGGGGCCUAUCCAUGGCGUGGCUUGUCAACGACGGGCCGCUGCCGAACCAGAAGCUGCCGCCUCCACCCUCCGAUAUCCCCACGUGCUAGUAGCCUACGGCUCAGAUCCUUGGCGAUUUUGGCCCGUGCGUGCGAGACACGUUCGCGCGCGUGCAUGCAUACAUGCUCCAUUUGGUGGUGGUCGAGGAAUUCAGCUCGAUCGGUUUGGCCUGAAUGAAUGA
This is a messenger RNA of Triticum turgidum subsp. durum (durum wheat), 1860 nucleotides long. Lineage: Eukaryota; Viridiplantae; Streptophyta; Magnoliopsida; Poales; Poaceae. The record is from the annotation of a GenBank genome assembly.